Molecule: messenger RNA, 180 nt
Organism: Penicillium cinerascens
Lineage: Eukaryota; Fungi; Ascomycota; Eurotiomycetes; Eurotiales; Aspergillaceae
Exons: 1
Coding region: 1-180 (59 amino acids)
Source: RefSeq, a predicted model, not a curated record
AUGGUGGUUGUGGUUGUGGUCGUGGUCGUGGUCGUGGUCGUGGUCGUGGUCGUGGUCGUGGUCGAAGAAGCGUCGGUGGAAGUGAAGCCCGAGACGCCCUUGGUAACCUUCCAUCCGGUCGCAAUCAACGGUAACCUUGAAUCGAGGACUAUCCUGCGGUCGUUCCACUUCAAGCCUUGA